Cherax quadricarinatus is the source of this 1974-nucleotide messenger RNA. RefSeq lists its product as uncharacterized. The record is from RefSeq and is a predicted model, not a curated record. NCBI's taxonomy places the organism in Eukaryota, Metazoa, Arthropoda, Malacostraca, Decapoda, Parastacidae.
CCCGGCUCAGUCUGGUUUGUGUCACUGUUGUAUAGGUUCGAUGACGUGUUAUAGUUCUUCUGGAAUGGGCAAAGAGCUCCCGAAGGCGUGUGUGAUUCUGUGGCAGUUGUUCCUGAUAGCCCUCGUCUUAGGAUAUCCUUUAUCACCCCCUACAUCUGAUGUAGCCCUUUCAUCAGUAAUGAAACACACUGCACCUCCGUUCUCUUCAAGGAUGCCGUCCUCAUUAAUUGCCAGCGUGCCUGUGUUAUCCAGAAUCACCGAGCAAUAUCAGCCUUUGAAUAUCAAAAAAGGUACAGGAAAAUCAGGAAAUUUCCCGAGAGAGAAUCGUCAGCAAAGAUCUGUGUCACAGAGAAAUGAAUGUUUGCAAGAUGCCGUUCAAGCCAAUAAUAAUUCAAAAAACAAUUUUAAUACCAAUAACACACAUGGUAUUGUUUUCCUGUAUCCCGAGGAAGACUUUGAGUAUUUAAAAGUACUGUUGACAAUGAACACUGGAGAACAAUAUUUAACGUUUACCAAAGCAGCACUUUGUAUAAACGAGACAAAUCGAUGGUACAAACUUGAAUUCAGUGCGCAAGAGUUCAGGCUACUUAUCUUAAAUACAUGGAUUAUUAAUGUGACAGUAGACUCUUGUUCUAUGUCUAAGGGAACAAACGUGCGCCUAUUCGGUAGGUUCCAGAGCUUAGAAGUGUCUGUCAUGGGAAGGUAUUAUUGGAGGACCAAUGAAUGCCUCUUCACUCCAUCUGAUGUCUCCGCACAAACAACAGCUGGAGUUGUUACAUUCAUCACAUUGGCCAUUGUCAUCGGUGCAGUUAUCGUUGUAGUCGUCGUUUAUCGUCGAAAACGAGGAGGUGAUAGACAAAUAACAUCAAACUCGUCAGCAUCAUAUAGCGAGUCUAAGUACCGGAACGGCCCGAUCUACGACGACGUGGUGGUGACAAAUCUGCAGGAAGAAAGAAAUACUCUACCAUAUGAACAGAUUUACGAUGAUCUGAGUUUGGGGAAACUACAAGAAGGAAGAAAUUCGUACUCGUACUACGAGAGUGUGAGCUUCGAAAAGUAAUAGGGGGGUAGAGAGUCGUAUCGUAAUAGUGAAAUCAGCGUUUACGGCUCUGUCAGGGAAUCCUGUUAGAGGGCUACACACUGGCUGCAAGACGAUAUCUCUAGAGUCUACCACAAGCAUAAUCGCUCUUGUAGGAUUAGUCUAAAAUUGAUUUGAGUGAUACACUGAGCAGCUAAAGUCAUCUCACUCUAUACAUUUUACAGCGUAUCUUGUUUCAUUAUAAGACACUACGUAUUUCUAAGACUCGAUAUAGAUAGUCCCAAGAUUUGUGUUGUGACCAGAUAGUUUAUGUUAUCUUUUAACAUACAUAAUAUACUCAAGUGUAAAUAAUAUUCACAUUUGGCCUGUUAACUGAUUCACUUGCAUUGAUCUCAUUAUACUAUUUAUACUAAUUUUCUAUUUACCUUCCAAUUCAUGAAUAACUCUUCAUAUGUAAGUCAAACAUUGCAUAUAUCAUGUAUAUCACAUAUAUGUCGUGCCUAUAGGUAAAAUUUGAGAGUUUCCUUAAAUAGCAAUGCUCUUCUUGUCGAAUAAGGGAAGCUAAAAUUUGUGUAUGCAAUAAUUUCGCUAUAAUCAUUCUGUACCUAACGAAACCAAUAUAUUUAAUUGUGUUUGUUUAUUAUUAAAUUAUUGUAAAUUUAUCUAAAAUAUAUUUAGUUGGAUUAGGCUAAAUUAAAGUGCGUUUGUUAUAACAGGGUUAGGUAAGUUUUCUAAGAUUCUUAUGGUACAAAAUUAUCGAUUUUUUACAUUAACAUAAAUGAAAAAAAUAUAUAUAUUUUUACAUGUAUAAGAGAAAAUUUUUGAAAGGACUUAAUUUUAAAUGAGCUCUUGCUAAUUGACCAGAUUUACUUAUUCGGCACGAUAUAUAUAUAUAUGCAAUAAGAUCACAGUAUACAGGUGAUUUCAAAAUAUGC